Messenger RNA from Drosophila bipectinata, 2167 nucleotides. It is a transcript of the gene CaMKII, whose product is annotated as Calcium/calmodulin-dependent protein kinase II. Gene Ontology annotation, molecular function: calmodulin binding; calcium/calmodulin-dependent protein kinase activity; ATP binding. Gene Ontology annotation, biological process: protein phosphorylation. Lineage: Eukaryota; Metazoa; Arthropoda; Insecta; Diptera; Drosophilidae. The record is from RefSeq and is a predicted model, not a curated record.
CGCCUCUAAUCCAGAAUCUAGCAUUUAUACAGCAGAUCAUAGAGAGACUUGCAGUUAUAUACCUAUUCUGCCCAGCCGACAUUACUAUGUAUGAACAAUAAUUGGAAACUAGCAGACCCUCGCAAGAUCCGCGAAGGGAAAUGGAACGAACCAAUAGCAUCGAAGUGCAUGCUAGGCGGAGCAUGUGGGGAUCGAUUUUAAUACACCACUGCGACUCGGAUUGGCGAUAGCUUCAUGACGAUAUCAAAAAACAUUUUAACCUUAAGGUUAUCAGACUUGAUGUACACACAUCCGCAUAAAUCUGAGAGCAAGUAAAAUUUCAACUGUAAAUAAGGAUAUAAGUACUAAGAAGUGUUCAUAGCCGAUUGAUCACAAUUUGCAGUCGCAAUAGAUUUUCUUAAGUGUGCCAUCGCGAUGGCUGCACCCGCAGCCUGUACGCGUUUCUCCGACAAUUAUGACAUUAAAGAAGAGCUGGGAAAAGGGGCAUUCUCUAUUGUUAAAAGAUGUGUCCAAAAAUCAACCGGAUUUGAGUUUGCAGCAAAAAUUAUAAAUACUAAAAAAUUGACAGCAAGAGACUUCCAAAAACUAGAACGGGAGGCAAGGAUAUGCAGAAAAUUACACCAUCCCAACAUCGUGCGUUUGCAUGACAGUAUUCAAGAAGAGAACUAUCACUACCUUGUUUUUGAUCUCGUAACUGGUGGUGAACUUUUCGAAGAUAUUGUCGCACGUGAGUUUUAUUCAGAGGCGGAUGCAUCGCAUUGUAUUCAACAAAUAUUGGAAUCAGUCAAUCACUGCCAUCAAAAUGGUGUGGUGCACCGAGAUCUCAAACCAGAGAAUUUACUAUUAGCAAGUAAGGCAAAGGGUGCAGCUGUUAAACUAGCUGACUUUGGCCUUGCCAUUGAAGUUCAAGGCGAUCAUCAAGCAUGGUUUGGAUUUGCUGGCACACCCGGCUAUCUCUCACCAGAGGUUUUGAAAAAGGAGCCCUAUGGAAAAUCGGUAGAUAUAUGGGCAUGUGGAGUUAUUCUCUACAUACUUUUGGUUGGUUAUCCACCAUUCUGGGAUGAAGAUCAACAUAGAUUGUACUCACAGAUAAAAGCAGGAGCUUAUGACUAUCCCUCACCAGAAUGGGAUACAGUCACGCCGGAAGCUAAAAAUCUUAUUAACCAAAUGUUAACUGUAAAUCCAAACAAGAGAAUAACUGCUGCCGAGGCUUUGAAGCAUCCAUGGAUUUGUCAAAGAGAACGUGUUGCGUCUGUUGUACAUCGUCAAGAAACUGUAGACUGUCUUAAAAAGUUCAAUGCACGGCGCAAACUUAAGGGAGCCAUACUUACAACGAUGCUAGCUACCAGAAAUUUUUCAAGUAGAAGCAUGAUCACCAAAAAAGGUGACGGGUCUCAAGUCAAAGAGUCUACCGACUCUUCUAGCACAACUCUGGAAGAUGAUGACGUAAAGGAAGAUAAAAAAGCAAUCGUGGAUCGAAGUACCACAGUCAUAUCUAAAGAGCCAGAAGAUAUAAGGAUACUGUUUCCUGCAAAAACAUGCCGACAAAUUUCAGGAAGCUCUCAGUGCUCGUCAGCAGCUAGACGUCAAGAAAUCAUAAAAAUAACGGAACAGUUGAUAGAAGCUAUAAACAGCGGCGAUUUUGAUGGAUACACAAAAAUUUGUGACCCACAUCUAACUGCUUUUGAACCAGAAGCUUUGGGGAAUCUUGUGGAGGGAAUUGAUUUUCACAAAUUCUAUUUCGAAAAUGUUCUUGGUAAGAAUUGCAAGGCAAUUAAUACAACUAUAUUAAAUCCUCAUGUGCACUUAUUGGGCGAAGAAGCUGCUUGCAUUGCAUAUGUAAGACUCACGCAAUAUAUUGACAAACAAGGACAUGCACAUACUCAUCAAUCGGAGGAAACACGUGUCUGGCACAAACGAGAUAAUAAGUGGCAGAACGUUCAUUUUCAUCGAAGCGCAUCGGCGAAAAUAAGUGGUGCUACUACAUUCGAUUUUAUUCCCCAAAAAUAGGUGUUAUUCUCCAUCGUUGAGAAAAUAAAUUUUUAAGUCAAAAUAUAUUAUUCUAAUAAUCUGAUUCCUUUUUUUUAUAUUUUAAAUUCACAUUUAUAAUCUGUUACACGCCCUAAAAUAAAAUUUAAAGCAUAUAUCGAAUUACUGAAAUACCAAA